Molecule: messenger RNA, 3534 nt
Organism: Penicillium nucicola
Lineage: Eukaryota; Fungi; Ascomycota; Eurotiomycetes; Eurotiales; Aspergillaceae
Exons: 3
Coding region: 1-3534 (1177 amino acids)
Molecular function (GO): RNA helicase activity; ATP binding; RNA binding
Source: RefSeq, a predicted model, not a curated record
AUGGCUCGCCACGGGGAUACUCGCUCACCAUCACCUGUAGGCAGCACAUUCUCUUCAUCCAGGCGCAAUCGCCGUGAUGACGAUCGUUAUGACAGAAGCCGGCGGGAUGAUGGGCGCGGUUAUCGCAGAUCCCGCAGCCCAGAGAGACGCUACCGUGAGCGCGAGCGCGCUCGUGAUCGAGAUGGAUACAGACGUCGUGACCGCUCGCUAGACCGCCGCGACGAAGACAACUACAGACCAGGUCGCAGAGACCGAUCCCGAGACCGUAGGCGCUCCAGAGACCGAAACGAAGACGUUGAUCGUCGACGAAGUCGCGACAGAGAUUACCGGACUAGGCGAGACGAAUCGCGCGAACGGGAUCGCAGGCGAAGAGAUGAUUCUGCUGAUUUGAAGCCGAAAUCUAGACGGGAUGCCAGUCGUGACCGCACCACGAACAGACGGUCAACGUCCAGAACUGGAGAGCCACCGAAACAAUCCACACCGACUACCACUGCACAGACGGACGAAGCCAAAAAAGCGGAGAGGCAAGCAAGGCUGGAGGCAUGGAAGCAGAAACAGGCCGCCGAGCGCGAGCGCAAACAACGAGAGCAGGAAGCGGCGGGUCCGAACAAUAUCCUGGACCAGAUUGAUCGACAAAAGGUUGCCUCUCCAGCCGUGGGCUCACCUCAGACUCCGACAACCGCUGCUGAGUCCCCGGCUCCCACUGCGUACCCUGGAAAAUUCGAUCCUAAAGCUAUCGCAAAACCAUCGACAGCAAACUCUGCCACCCCUGCAGUCCUCGGGACUGAUGUUGCAGUGCCAACGUCCAAACUGGCUGCAACAGCUAAUAAACCUGCUCCUGCGCCCGCCAAGCUUUCCGGUCCUUUGAAAGCCAAAGGUAAUGUUAGUGGAUUUGGCUUGGGUACCAAGCAAGCUUCGGACGCUGAGAAACCCUCUGCACCUAAAACUCUGGGCUUUGGCGAAGAAGAAUCCACUCGCAAGAAGCUGGAGCGAUUACCGACCCCGCCUUUCGAUGACUCCAAAGAUGCCGAGCCAGCAACAAAUGCAGACGAAGAUGACGAUGUUGAUAUGCAUGAUGAAGAAACGGAAGAAACUGCUGCAGCGGUAGCACGUGCGGCCGCCGAGCGACGAGAAGAGCGUCUUCAGAAUACUGAAAAUGGAGAUGUUCAAAUGGAAGAUUCAACGAAUGGACAGGUCGAUUCUACCGCCAUGGAGGUUGACGAAGCCGACGAAGUUGACCCUUUGGAUGCUUUCAUGUUUGAGCUCCAAGAUACCGCGCCAUCAAAGAAGACAUCAGGUGCCAAGUUCGGGAAGAAGAAGAAGGAUUCACAGCAACCGCAGGCCAUGUUUGGAGAUGAUGAGGAUGCGGGUGUCACCGCCGUUGGUGCUGAUGAUGCUGCUGAUGACCUUCUCGCUAUCGCCAAAAAGAGAAAGAAGCGCGAGCUCCCUACCAUCGACCAUGCCAAGCUCGAAUAUGAGCCGUUCCGCAAGAACUUCUACACCGAGCCUUCCGACCUUGCUGGUAUGAGCGAGGCGGAGGUUGCGAAUUUGCGCCUUGAAUUAGAUGGCAUCAAGAUCCGUGGUUCCAACGUGCCCACUCCUGUUCAAAAGUGGUCUCAAUGCGGACUGGGUGUGCAGACCUUGGACGUUGUCUCUAAGCUUGGCUAUGAAAGCCUAACCUCUAUUCAAGCUCAGGCUAUUCCUGCAAUCAUGUCAGGUCGCAAUACCAUUGGUGUGGCCAAGACUGGUUCAGGAAAGACAGCUGCUUUCUUGAUCCCAAUGUUCCGACACAUCAAAGACCAACGGCCACUAUCUUCAAUGGAAGGCCCCAUUGGACUGAUAAUGACCCCUACCCGUGAAUUGGCUGUUCAGAUUCACAAGGACUGCAAGCCUUACCUGAAGGCCCUGAACCUUCGGGCUGUUUGUGCGUAUGGUGGAGCUCCCAUCAAGGACCAAAUUUCAGACUUGAAGCGAGGAGCUGAAAUUGUUGUUUGCACUCCCGGUCGUGUCCUUGAUCUGCUAGCUGCAAACUCAGGCCGUGUCCUUAACCUGAGCAGGGUCACGUAUGUCGUCCUAGAUGAGGCAGACCGCAUGUUCGACAUGGGCUUUGAACCACAGGUCAUGAAGAUUGUGAACCGCAUCCGCCCUGAUCGCCAGACUGUGCUGUUCUCAGCUACCUUCCCCAGGAACAUGGAGUCAUUGGCUAGAAAGGCACUGGAAGAUCCCAUCGAGAUUACUGUCGGUGGUAGAAGUGUUGUUGCAUCGGAAAUUACACAAAUUGUGGAAGUUCGCAAUGAAGACAAAAAGUUCGUCCGCUUACUGGAGCUGCUGGGUAACCUAUACUCCGAUGAUGAAAAUGAGGAUGUCCGAUCUUUGAUCUUCGUGGAACGUCAGGAGUCUGCCGAUGCUUUGCUCCAAGAGCUGAUGCGCAAAGGCUAUCCGUGUAUGUCGAUCCACGGUGGAAAGGACCAGAUCGAUCGUGAUUCCACGAUUGAAGAUUUCAAGGCAGGCAUUUUCCCUGUCCUGAUUGCCACGUCUGUCGCUGCUCGUGGUUUGGAUGUCAAACAACUCAAACUGGUUGUCAACUAUGACGCUCCCAAUCACAUGGAGGACUAUGUUCAUCGUGUGGGUCGAACCGGUCGAGCUGGAAACACUGGAACUGCCGUGACCUUCAUCACGGAAGGACAGGACCGGUAUGCAGUAGACAUCGCAAAGGCUCUGAAACAAAGUGGACAAGAGGUGCCCGAACCAGUCAAAAAGCUUGUUGACGGUUUCCACGAGAAAGUCAGGGCCGGAAAGGAGCACAAAGCUGGAAAUAACGCUGGCUUCGGUGGUAAAGGUCUGGAUCGACUUGAUGAGGAACGUGAAACUGCCCGUAUGCGCGAGCGACGUACAUACAAGACUGGCGAUAACGAUGACGAGGAAGAAGAGAGUGAGGACGAUGAAGAGAAGAAGGAGGAUCGCUUCAACAAGGCUCUAUCCGCCGUUCAAUCCGCCAACCCACCCGCCGCGCCAUCGUCGGCUUCUCUGCCGGGUGUUCCCAAGGGCAUCGACUUGGAUGGCAAGAUCACUGUCCAUCGAACCGAAAAGGAUCCCGCCGGUGGUCCCAAGAAUGCGCUGGACAAGGUUGGCUCUGCGGUUGCAAGUAUCAACGCACGUCUCAGCCGCGCCGGUGUCAUGAGGUCCGGAGUCCCCAUCGACAACCGUGGACCCGAUGCCGGCGCAUUCCACGCAACCAUGGAGAUCAACGAUUUCCCUCAGAAAGCACGUUGGGCCGUUACCAACCGUACGAACGUCGCCAAGAUCCUGGAAUCGUCUGGUACCUCCAUCACAACAAAGGGCAACUUCUACGCAAAUGGCAAGGAACCCGCCGCCGGCGAGCUCCCUAAGCUGUACAUUCUAGUGGAGGGUGAGACUGAGAUCUCCGUCACUAAUGCUAUGCGUGAGUUGAUGCGCCUAUUGAAGGAGGGUACGAUUGCGGCGGCGGACAGCGAGGCGCGUGCCCCUGUUGGUGGUCGUUACAACGUGCUUUAA